Aquila chrysaetos chrysaetos is the source of this 2467-nucleotide messenger RNA. RefSeq names its product leucine-rich repeat transmembrane protein FLRT1-like. The record is from RefSeq and is a predicted model, not a curated record. Gene Ontology annotation, molecular function: protein binding. Lineage: Eukaryota; Metazoa; Chordata; Aves; Accipitriformes; Accipitridae.
CCAUCGUCACCGCUGUCACCAGUCGUCACCGUCACCGCUGCCGCCUGCCCCACCGUCUGCCGCUGCGCCGGCGGCCGUGUCUACUGCAACGACCGGGGGUUGACGGCCAUUCCCGAGGGCCUCCCCGCCGGCGCUACCACCCUCUUCCUCCAAAACAACCGGAUCGGCGACGCUGGCAUCCCGGCGCGUUUGGGUCACUUAUCGGCGUUAAAAGUUUUAUAUCUCUACGCUAACGCCUUGGAGCAAUUGCCGGCGUAUCUGCCGCCGGCGCUGCGGGAGCUGCACCUCCAGGAGAACAACGUCCGCGGGUUGUGCCGACGGGCGCUGGCAAGAGCGCCGCUGCUGGAGCGCUUGCACCUGGACGACAACUCGGUCUCGGCCGCCGGCAUCGAAGAAGACGCCUUUGCCGAAAAUCGUCGCUUACGGCUACUGUUUUUAUCCCGCAAUCACCUCAGCAGCGUCCCGCCGGGACUGCCGCCGGCGCUGGAGGAGCUGCGGCUGGACGACAACCGGAUCCACACCAUCCCCCUCCGCGCCUUCGAGGGUCUGCCGGCGCUUCGGCGCUUGGUGCUGGACGGGAACCUGUUGGCCAACCAGCGGAUGGCGGACGACACCUUCAGCCGGCUGGUCAACCUCAGCGAGCUCUCGUUAGGGCGAAACGCGUUAGCCGCGCCACCGGCCAACCUCCCCCGCGCUCGCCUGCGCCGGCUGUCCCUCGCCGCCAACGCCAUCAGCCACGUCCCCGCCGGCACCUUGGCGCGGAUGCGCUCGCUGGAGCGGCUGGAUUUGUCGGACAACAACCUGACGACACUGCCGCGGGGGCUGUUCGACGACCUGGGGAGCCUGAGCCACCUGGGGCUGCGGAACAACCCCUGGUUCUGCGGCUGCAACUUGGCCUGGCUGAGGGACUGGCUACGCCGGCGGGCGCCGCAGGGGCUGGAGGUCAAGGGGCUGCUGUGCCAGGCGCCGGCGCGGUUACGGGGGCUGGCGGUGGGGGACUUGAGGGGGGAGAUGGAUGCUUGUGACCCCCCCGCUGCGCCGGGCGCUGCCGCCGCGGCACCAGGUGUCGUGGCGGCAUCGCCGGGCGCCGCGGCAUCGCCCGGUGUCGUGGCGGCGUCACCGGGCACCGCGGUGGGCGGCGCCGGGGGUCCCAGCAUCGACGGGUGGUCUGUGGCUCCAAGCGGCACCGGGGGGGUCUCUGAGGGUCCGGUGGCCCCCAGCCCCCCCCGGCGCUCCUUACGGUUGAGUUGGCUCCGGCCGGGGGGGGGGGCGGUGACGGAGACGUUGGUGCGGGGGGAGCGGGGGGAGUACGUGGUGACGGCGUUACAGCCACGCGCCGCUUACCGCGUCUGUCUGUCCGCCCUCGACCCCCCCGGCAUCGCCACCCCCCCGCUUUGCGCCCAGGCUCGCGCCGGCGGUGAGACCACCCCCGUGUCACCGGGACCCCCCCCGCCAAGGGACGCCCCCCCCGCGCUACCCCCGGCAGCGGCGGCGGGGGGGGCGGCAGCGGCGGCAGCUGGGGUGGUCUUGGGGGUCUUGGGGGGAUGGUGGAAGAGGAGGAGGAGGGGGGGUGGGGGGGCUCCCCCCCCACCCCCCAAGAUUGGGGGGGGGCUGCCGCUAAGACCCCUGCGGCCCCCCUGAGGAGGGUGGCAUCCGCACCGUCUUCCCUCCCCCUCCCCCCCCCGCCGCCGCCCCCUCCCCCCCCGCUGCCCCCCCCCGGCGCUCGGGGGUACCGGGGGGGGCGGGUGCCCCAUGGUGUUGGCGGGGGAGCGGGGUCCUGAGGGGGUAGCCCCUCUUUCUGGGACCCUCCCUAUGCUACGGACCCCCCCCCGGGGAUAUGGCAGGGGACACCCCUGUUUUGAGGACAUUUGGGGGGAUCCCCCUGGGGUUUUGGGGAGGAGGGGUCCCCCUGCCCCUCCCCCACCUCCCUUUUUGGGGCAUUUUGGCUUUUUUUUAAGGUGUUUUUUCGGCGCCGCUGCUUUUUAGGGGGAGAAAAGGUGGAUUUGGGGCAGGAACGGUUUGGGGGGAGAGGACCCAGGUGUCCGGGACCCCCACGACCCCCAAGAGGACCCAGGCGUCCAGGCCUGGACGAGAGACCAUGGUGGGGGGAGAUGGGGGGGAGUGCCAGGGGACCCAGGUGUGGGGGGGGGGACACCCAGGUGUCCGGCCCCCCCCCCAGCGCGGCUUCGGGGCGGGUCUGCGCAUAUCAAAGUGCCCCCCUCCCCCCUCGCGAGGUGCCUUCACCCCUCCCCCCGCCCCCAGCCGUUGCAAUUGGGGGAAAAGGACCAAAAUCAGGAAAAAUCGACCCAAAGGGCCGAGGGGCACCCCUCCCCCCCAAUAAACCCAGCGGCUCCUUUUCCCGCCGGCGCCUCUUUCCUGGACACCUGGGUCUGCCGGCGGGGGGGUGGGGGGAGAGCGUGCACACGCGUGUGCAACGGGGGGGUGCACACGUGCGUGUGCUGAGGGG